Molecule: messenger RNA, 949 nt
Organism: Phialemonium atrogriseum
Lineage: Eukaryota; Fungi; Ascomycota; Sordariomycetes; Cephalothecales; Cephalothecaceae
Exons: 3
Coding region: 75-545 (156 amino acids)
Source: RefSeq, a predicted model, not a curated record
AAAUGAACUAAUCGUCACCUACUUACCAAACACACAGUAUUGUAUCCUUCAGGGGCUAUCGUCUUCGCACCAGCAUGGCUUCUCGUCUCCCAGCAUUUCCUCGCUUUGUCUUUACAGUGUUCGAACCCAUCUCUCUUCUCGCUGGGUUCGUGCCGGCAGUCUUUUUGUCGGAUUGGUUUGUCUCGGAGCAAGUCGCACGAUCUGUCCCAGUCCCCUUGACGGACAAUAACCGCCUGGUGGCGCAGCAGCUAGGAAAUUGCUAUGGGUUGGCUUUCCUAGUCGGGAUAGCUGUGUUGUACAGCUCCAACGAGCUGCACGUUGUCAGAAACUAUCUGAGAGCCCUGUGGCUAGCUGACCUUGGUCACCUGGCUGUGACCUACAACAUACUGCAAUAUGACCGGUUCUUAUAUGUCGCAAGUUGGAACCCAAUGACAUGGGGAAAUGUUGGCAUUACGCUUUUUCUUUGCUUGACUAGGACAGCGUAUCUUCUGGGUUUGUUCGGGCCGGACAUUGAUGCUCCCCUGGCACCCAAGAAGUCUCAAUGAGGCUGUCGAGCUCAGCAGGACUUCCACCUCGCUGGCCACAGUGGGGAAUAUCUGUUCUGUUACAUCAUUGCUCCCAAUGCUAUUCAACUGUAACCAGGGAAUAAGACGGGCCUCUCCCAAUUUGAGUUGGAAAGAGAAAGUAGUUGGGACAUCCACUAGCAUCCGGCUUUCUACCUAAGAGCAGUGGACGAGAUACUUAUCUACCUACCUAACGCACAUGGAGACUUCAAUUCUGCCUCUGAACCCGUCCAAAUUAUAGUCGGAUGAUCGCUCUGAAGCUAAAGCAGAUGCCUCCAAGUCAAAUGCCAGCUGAUGCAGUGGAUAUCUGGGAGAGAUGUCAUCCGUAAUGCGCUAACUACCUUAUAGGGAUAGUUAAUUAAAAUAAAGCUUUCUGGUUUCAUCAA